CACUUGUUCCUGCACCGUAACGAUGACGUCUAUGACAUUUGGGCAGAAAAAGUUCAUUCCAACUGCACCGGAUAAGGGAAGCUUCCCGCUGGAUCACGGCGGCCAGUGCCGCAAGCUGAUGCUGUUCUAUAUGCGCUGUUUGCGCGAAAACGCCGACGAUAAUUCUGCAUGCCGGGAGGAAUCGAAAGCCUAUCUGCAGUGCCGUAUGGAUAACGACCUGAUGGCAAAGGAAGACUUUGCCAAGCUAGGUUACAGUGAGUCGGAAAAGAGGAAACCAGAACAAUCCUAGUUCAACCCUUCAAUCACCGUGUAAAUAUUCCCCCAACAAAUCAUCAAAAACACACACACACACACACAAUGAAAGUGAAGAAAAACAUUCUCGUCGGAUGUACCGGCAGUGUGGCAACGAUCAAGCUUCCCCUGCUUGUGGAAAAGCUACUUCAGUUGGUCGAUUUUGAGCUGCAAGUACACGUCAUAGUAACCGAACGUGCGCGGCAUUUCUUCACCCCCGAUGAGCUUCCCGGUACGGUCACCCUACACACCGACGAGGAAGAGUGGACCAGCUGGCAGAAGCGCGGUGACCCGGUACUACACAUCGAGCUCGGAAAAUGGGCCGAUCUGCUGGUGAUUGCACCACUCGAUGCUAACAGCCUAGCGAAGAUGGCCAACGGGUUGUGUGACAAUCUGUUGCUCUGCACCACCCGGGCCUGGGAUCCGGCGAAACCGUUACUCUUCUGUCCGGCCAUGAACACGCGCAUGUGGGACCAUCCGAUUACGGGAGCGCAGAUAGCGACGCUUAAAUCAUGGGGCCACCGGGAGAUACCGUGCAUCGCGAAAACGCUCAUGUGCGGUGAUACGGGACUGGGAGCGAUGGCCGAGGUAGACACGAUCGUUAGUACGGUCCGCGAAACGUUACUAGAACAGGGAUGAUUGUUUUAACAUACAGAUAGAGAAAUGCAUUCAAACUUACACACCGAAA
Anopheles stephensi (Asian malaria mosquito) is the source of this 979-nucleotide messenger RNA. RefSeq names its product cytochrome c oxidase assembly protein COX19. The record is from RefSeq and is a predicted model, not a curated record. Gene Ontology annotation, biological process: mitochondrial respiratory chain complex IV assembly. NCBI's taxonomy places the organism in Eukaryota, Metazoa, Arthropoda, Insecta, Diptera, Culicidae. The transcript has a single exon. The coding region runs from base 23 to 289 and encodes 88 amino acids. Gene Ontology annotation, cellular component: mitochondrial intermembrane space.